This is a messenger RNA of Petromyzon marinus (sea lamprey), 1117 nucleotides long. RefSeq names its product CART prepropeptide (gene CARTPT). The record is from RefSeq and is a predicted model, not a curated record. Gene Ontology annotation, molecular function: neuropeptide hormone activity. NCBI's taxonomy places the organism in Eukaryota, Metazoa, Chordata, Hyperoartia, Petromyzontiformes, Petromyzontidae. Gene Ontology annotation, biological process: cellular response to starvation; adult feeding behavior; negative regulation of appetite.
GUCGCGCAGUUUCGUCCACGCAAAGUCAAAUCGUCGCUGUCCUUGCAACGCCGUUUUCUUUCAGCACCAUGGAGAGCGGCCGCGUGCUGCUCCUCGCUGCGCUCGGCGCGUCUCUCCUCGUGGUCGCGUGCAGCGCUCAGCUCAGCACCGAGAUGAGAGACACCCGCGCCUCCUCUUGGGAUAUCGCUUCGGUAAAGGACUCAAGCAGCCUCCACGAGAAAGAGUUGCUGGAGGCUCUGCAGGAGGUCCUCGAGAAACUGCAGAGCAAGAGAAUCCCCACCUGGGAGAAGAAAUUCGGACAAGUCGCUUUGUGCGGCGCUGGAGACCAGUGCGCUGUGAGGAAGGGAGCGCGCAUCGGCAAGCUCUGCGACUGCCCUCGCAGCUACGCCUGUAACUCGUUCCUGCUCAGGUGCCUGUGAGCAGCGCGAGCAAAGCAGCAACCAGCGCCAGACCAAGAUCGCGUCGCCUCUGCACACGCAGCUGAACCGGCGACUCAACUCACCAACUCGCUACUCGCAUCCACAAAAAAACCCGGUCGCCCAUAGCGUUACAUAAUAAUGAUACAUAAUCUAAGACCCUUUACUCCUUAUCACGCUUCUCUAGCAUCCACCCAACUCGACCCCUCUCAAUUCACGGCACGGAUCUUGCCUGCCAAACCUCGGUGCAGUUUUGACAGUUGUCAUGUUGAUGAAUCGUUCUUUAUCGAUUGUUACACUCAUAAAAAAACAAUUGUGCGUUUUGGGAUCGAUUAUAUAUGUAUAAUUCAAAGUGUAUGCAUAUUACUCGCUAUCUUUAGGCUCCUAAAAUGGACGAGGUAAAAGACACGAGACACAGAUCGUGAACGAGAGGUGUCAUCUCUUUGAAUAAUAUACAAAAAAAAUCAAACACCGAGGACUGGACCGUGACGGUCAGGCUAGAAUCCAAAAAAGUAAUGGCUCCCCUCACCCCCCAUCCAAUAGCUCAAGACCUCGCCAACCCGUGCAAGUGCUGGGAAUAGUCACAAGUAACUGAACGUCAAUAACGUAGAACGUCUAUAUUUAAUCGUCUCUUUGUUGAACGUUUACCGCGAACAUUCUGUAUUCGUUAUGUAAAUAAUAAAGUAUAUUCUGUUCCUUGG